GGGCAGCGGCUGACCGUGGUGUGGAGGAACGUGGUCCUCAUGGGCCUGCUGCACGCGGGGGCCGUGUACGCCCUGGUGCUCGUGCCCAGGGCCCAGCCUCUCACCCUGCUCUGGGCCUACUUCUGCUUCCUGGUGACCGCUCUCGGUGUGACAGCUGGCGCCCACCGCUUGUGGAGCCACAGGUCGUACAAGGCCAAGCUGCCUCUGAGGAUAUUCCUGGCUGCUGCUAACUCCAUGGCUUUUCAGAACGACAUCUUCGAGUGGGCCAGGGACCACCGAGCUCACCACAAGUACUCGGAGACAGAUGCUGACCCCCACAAUGCCCGCCGCGGCUUCUUCUUCUCCCACAUUGGCUGGCUGUUGGUGCGCAAGCAUCCUGAUGUCAUCAAGAAGGGCAGAAAGGUGGAUGUCACUGACCUGCUUGCUGAUCCCGUGGUCCAGUUCCAGAGAAAGUACUACAAGACCUCCGUGGUGCUCAUGUGUUUCCUGGUCCCCACGCUGGUGCCCUGGUACAUCUGGGGAGAGAGCCUGUGGAAUUCCUACUUCCUGGCUGCCAUUCUCCGUUACGCCGUUGCCCUCAAUGGCACCUGGCUGGUCAACAGUGUCGCCCACAUGUACGGAAACCGGCCCUACGACAGGCACAUCAGCCCCCGGCAGAACCCACUCGUCACUCUGGGCGCCAUUGGCGAAGGAUUCCACAAUUACCAUCACACCUUUCCCUUUGACUACUCCGCCAGUGAAUUCGGCUUGAACUUCAACCCAACCACGUGGUUCAUUGACUUCAUGUGCUUGCUGGGGCUGGCCACUGACCGGAAGCGGGCGACCAAGCCCAUGAUCGAGGCCCGGAAGGCGAAGACUGGGGACGGCAGUGCCUGAAACUGGGACCGUGACCACCAUGAUCCAUGAAGACAGCUGACCGGUGGCUUUUGUCACUAUAGUUCUCUAGUUCAUGGAACCAUCGUUGGGGGUAGAAAGUAUGGAAGGAAUGGGAUGUAUCUGGUUGGAAAUUUUUGUAUUUGUCUCAAAAUAGCAUCAACUACAACUACCAGUGAAAAAACUAAUUUUAAGUCAAUACUAGUACUGUGAUUUAACAUUAGACUGUAGACAUGUGAUUUUUCCACUGUAGGUACAGUAUGCAAAACAUACAUUGUCAUGUGCUUGUACAUGAUGCUAACCCAGGCAGGAUGAAUAUUAAAUUCCUCAGUGACCCAGGAAACACUUGUUUUGUUUAAAUCAGGAACAGAAAGACAGGGUAGAAGACAAAGGCGGUGGGGUGGGGCGCGACUUCAGAGUAAAUGGAAAAUGUUCCUGGUUGUAAUUACCAUGUCUGUUUGUUUAAAUGAGAGAAUUGAAAACCUUAAAAACUGAGGAUACAGGAAACAGCUCUUGUAUUUUUUUUUUACCCUGUUUGCAACUUGCCAAUGUUCACUGUCUUUCUCUACCCAGCUAGCUAUUUUUAUGUCCUGAAACCUACACUCAGCCCACCCUAUAAAUCAGUACCUGUUUAUGUGUUUGAGUUUAUUCUCUUUGCUAUUGUUGUUUCAAAGGUGUAUAACUCAGCCAUGCCAGCCAUCAAAUUAAGCUUAAAUUAAGCUCUCCUUUAAAUGUUUAGACAGCUAAUUUGUAUUCUAAUUGAUUGCAGGCAUCGAUGCAUGUACUUUAGCUGCUUCUACUAAAUAAGUGUAUUAAUUUUCCACGCGAGGCUAUCAGGUCUUAAUAACCGACAGUUAUCUAGAACUCCAUCUCCUAAUGUUUUAUCUGCAUGAGGCCAUCAUUGAUUUUGCAGCAAAACAGAAAGUAAUCAGUACAUAGAGCCUGGAUAAAACAACUUCGGUGUGCUCAGUUGCCUUGUUGAAUUAAUGGAUGGCAGGCUGGUCCUUUGUUUUCAAUGUUAGAGUAAAAGAAGUGUUGGUAUCAGAGUUCUUUGAUGAUAGAUAUUUUCCAGAAAUUUACAUUUAAAAUAUACAUUUAAGGAAAAGAAAUGAUACUAAUUAGAAAUUGUCGUAAGGAAGUUUCUUCAUACAGCUGAAGAAUGUUUAACAGUGUUAAUUUUGCCAUUAAUAAUGUGUGAAGAAUGAGUA
This is a messenger RNA of Fukomys damarensis (Damara mole-rat), 2081 nucleotides long. RefSeq names its product stearoyl-CoA desaturase 5 (gene Scd5). The record is from RefSeq and is a predicted model, not a curated record. Gene Ontology annotation, molecular function: oxidoreductase activity, acting on paired donors, with oxidation of a pair of donors resulting in the reduction of molecular oxygen to two molecules of water. The annotation marks the transcript as partial. The transcript is spliced from 5 exons. Gene Ontology annotation, biological process: lipid metabolic process. NCBI's taxonomy places the organism in Eukaryota, Metazoa, Chordata, Mammalia, Rodentia, Bathyergidae.